CACAUAUGUUAGAGAAAAGCAAGAAGCUGUGGUGAACAGUCAUACACUUCAGAUAUGGAAGUGUCCAGUGAUAGGCUUUUUUGCUGCAGUUGGCUGCGCCGCAGGGUUCCUAUAGCCCACAGAGAGGAACUGUACCACAUCCUGAGGAUGACAGGGCCUCUGCUGCUGUCUCGAAUUCUCAAUUACCUCCUGCCUUUUGUGAUCACAAUGUUCUGUGGGCGUCUGGGAAAUGAAGUAAUGGCUGGCUACGGACUGGCUUCUGCUACCAUUAACGUAACCACUGUAGCAACAGGGUACGGGCUGGGACUGGCGUGUGAUACCCUGGUAUCUCAGACGUUUGGAGGUAAGAAUCUGCUGCAGGUGGGAGUGAUACUUCAGAGGAGCAUCAUCAUCUUGCUCUUGUUCUGUCUGCCUUGCUGGGGGCUGCUCAUCAACGCACAACCCAUCCUCUUAUGUGUGGGGCAGGACCCUGAGGUGGCCAGAAUUGCCCAGCUCUAUAUAACAGCCUUCCUUCCUGCAGUGCCAGCAAUGUUUCUUCACAACCUUCAGGUGUCUUACCUGCAGAACCAGGGUAUAAUACUUCCACAACUCUACACAGCUGCAAUGGCAAAUGUAGCAAAUGUUGCCACAAACUAUCUCUUCCUUUACUGGAUGAAACUUGGAGUCAGUGGUUCUGCGGCAGCAAACACUUUGUCCCAGAUAUACAUCUGUUCCUUUCUUUUUGCUUACAUCUGGUGGAAGAAGCUGCAUGUAAAAACAUGGGAUGGCUGGUCUGUGGAAUCACUGCAGGAGUGGGGCUCAUACAUGAAACUGGCCAUUCCCAGUUCCUUAAUGAAGUGUUUUGAGUGGUGGGUUUAUGAACUUGGAGGAUUCCUUGCAGGAGUGCUGAGUGAGGAAGAGCUGGCAGCCCAACAUGCUGUGAUCAUGGUGACUUUCAUCACUUACAUGUUUCCACUGGGUGUUCAGGCUGCUACAUGUGCUAGGGUCGGGAAUGCUCUUGGUGCAGGAGACAGCGCCAGGGCCCUUCUGACCAGCAAGGUCUCACUCUGUCUUGCAGCUACCUUUGCGGUUGUGGAGGGUGUUGUGCUUGGAUGCUCCAAAUCGGUGAUUGGCUUAAUCUUCACCUCUGAUGAGAAGAUUGUAGGUUUGGUUUCCGAUAUGAUGAGUGUCUACUGUUUCCUUCAGUUCUUUGAUGCACUUGUAGGUGUGUGCACGGGCAUUUUCUUGGGAACAGGAAAGCAGAAGAUACCAGCAGUGGCAAACUUCAUUGGAUACUACUGCAUAGGGCUUACGCUGAGUGUCACUUUGAUGUUUGUUGCAAAACUAAGAGUUUUAGGUUUUUGGGUGGGACUUCUGGUCCCUACAUCCCCAGCCUUUUGUAGCUGUGAGAACACACCUGGCAGUCACAUCCCACUAUUAGAGGCUGUAAAACGAGCUCAGAAAGCCGUGCACAUGACUUUGUUAAACUCCUCUGGCUUCUCAGAAACUGAGCAAACUGCAGAUCAAACAGCCAGCAAUGACAAAGCAACAGACGGAUACAUUUCUGUCAAUACAGAGGGCCAGGAUGGAAACACGGAUCGACAAGGAGGCCAUGAUGUCCAGCAGCUGAAAGAAAGACAACUUUCCACCACCCAGCUGAUCAUCAGAAGAGGCCUUGCCAUGUUUGCUGCAGUUGCUCUUUUAGCUGUGGGAGCAGCUGUGCACUUCCUUGUUCCUUUGCCAGAGAUUCAGUCUGCAGAGGGCAACCAUACUGCUACUGACUGGAUCAAUGCAACAUACACUCCUGAUCCAAUUUUCUCCACCAUGUUGUUCCCUAAUGGACAGUCAAAGUGAGUCGAAGCUAACAUAAGCUGGUUUGACUCAGCUCUUUGUCAGCAUUGACUGUAAAGAUCAAGAUAAUGAUUAGGGAUGAUUUUUUUUUGUCAUUCCAGAGAAUACUCUCGCUUUCUGAGAUUAAAUCAUUAAUAAUCAUA
Messenger RNA from Cyprinodon tularosa, 1973 nucleotides. RefSeq names its product multidrug and toxin extrusion protein 1-like. Bases 55 to 1833 code for a protein of 592 amino acids. Lineage: Eukaryota; Metazoa; Chordata; Actinopteri; Cyprinodontiformes; Cyprinodontidae. The transcript is spliced from 18 exons. Gene Ontology annotation, molecular function: antiporter activity; xenobiotic transmembrane transporter activity. Gene Ontology annotation, cellular component: membrane. The record is from RefSeq and is a predicted model, not a curated record. Gene Ontology annotation, biological process: xenobiotic detoxification by transmembrane export across the plasma membrane.